AUGUUUUUUACCGCUCCAGCGCGGUUCCUGCGCCUAGCCCAGCGCCUGCUUCUGCAGGCUCCUUGUGUCGGGAGCGCCACUGAGACGGUUACCUUUCCCCGCCGCUAUGAGAAACCUCCCCCGGGGCUAAUAAAGGAGAAUGAAACAAAACCAGAAGACUGCAUCCCUGACGUACCAGGCAAUGAAAGCGCACGAGAAUUCCUGGCACAUGCCCCAACAAAAGGGCUUUGGAUGCCUUUGGGAAAAGAAGUUAAAGUUAUGCAGUGUUGGAGGUGUAAACGUUAUGGACACAGAACGGGAGAUAAAGAAUGCCCAUUCUUUAUUAAAGGCAAUCAGAAAUUGGAACAAUUUAGAGUAGCACAUGAAGACCCAAUGUAUGAUCUAAUAAGAGAAAAUAAACGUCAUGAAAAAGAAAUGAGGAUACAGCAGCUGAAGCAGCUCCUGGAAGACUCUACCUCAGAAGAUGAUGACAGUGAUGGCAGCAGUGAGGAUGAUGACGAAAGUAGCAGCAGCUCCACUUCCUCAGAAUGUAGAGAUAAACAUAAGAAAAAGAAGAGAAAGAAAGAAAAGAAAAAAAAAGAAAAGAAGAAGAAAAAAAAGAAAAAGCAUAAAUCUUCUAAAUCUAAUGAGAGGUUGGAAUCUGACUGACAGCAGCUGUCUGCUGCAUGAUUAUUGACCCCUAUUUGUGAACUGUGAGGAAACAUCCAAAGAAUGAAGAUACCACCACUGGGAAGUGCUUUGUGAAACUCAGAACGUAGAGAUAG
Tinamus guttatus (white-throated tinamou) is the source of this 764-nucleotide messenger RNA. The record is from RefSeq and is a predicted model, not a curated record. NCBI's taxonomy places the organism in Eukaryota, Metazoa, Chordata, Aves, Tinamiformes, Tinamidae.